CCCUGCAUUCUCUAUAUCUGGUCUCCCCGGACCCUGCAUUCACUAUAUCUGGUCUCCCCGGACCCUGCAUUCACUAUAUCUGGUCUCCCCGGACCCUGCAUUCACUAUAUCAGGUCUCCCCGGACCCUGCAUUCACUAUAUCUGGUCUCCCUGGACCCUGCAUUCACUGUAUCUGGUCUCCCCGGACCCUGCAUUCACUAUAUCCGGUCUCCCGGGACCCUGCAUUCACUAUAUCUGCUCUCCCAGGACCCUGCAUUCACUAAAUCUGGUCUCCCCGGACUCUGCAUUCACUAUAUCUGGUCUCCCUGGACCCUGCAUUCACUAUAUUCAGUCUCCCACAGUACACAAACAUGGAAAUGCAAAUAUUUUAGUAAAUAUAAACUGCUAAAUACCUUUUCUCAUCAGCAGUACAUAGCAGUCUUGUGACUUCUAUCAGUGUC
Molecule: messenger RNA, 440 nt
Organism: Staurois parvus
Lineage: Eukaryota; Metazoa; Chordata; Amphibia; Anura; Ranidae
Source: the annotation of a GenBank genome assembly